This is a messenger RNA of Aphanomyces astaci, 750 nucleotides long. RefSeq lists its product as hypothetical. The transcript is spliced from 3 exons. Lineage: Eukaryota; Oomycota; Saprolegniomycetes; Saprolegniales; Verrucalvaceae. The coding region runs from base 1 to 750 and encodes 249 amino acids. The record is from RefSeq and is a predicted model, not a curated record.
AUGGCGCUACUUCAAGAGCGGGUCACUGGCAUCCAAGAAGAAAGGGUAUGUAGGUCCAAAGCCUCGCUACACCGCCCACGAGGUCACCGAUAUCGUCGGCAGCGUACCAGCACGCGAUCGCAGCACUAUGCGCGACAUGGCCAACGCUAUUGGGAUAUCGGUGACCACACUUUGCCGCCAAUUGAAGUCUUGGACGAUCAACCGUCGAUCGUCCCGACUGAGAAGGAUGCCAGCAAAUUUGAGCGACUUGCAUUCUGUGGUGCAUACGUGAACAUUCAGAUGGAAUGCAUGAAUGAUAACCUGAGCAAUCGCAUGGGCGAUGCGGCCAUCGAAGCUGAACUCACAGCCCUCUCAGAUAUGGCGUAUCUCGACGACAAAUGGUUCAAUGCAGACAAGGAUAGCGGGAAGACGUACGUGACGAAGGGUGAUUAUGAUCGCUGUGCUUGCAAGUCCAAGCGUUUCAUCCCGAUGGUCAUGCUGUUGGCUGAUGUGGCUCGUCCUCGGCUUGAAGCAGGUUUUGACGGCCCUUCUUUGAGCAAAAACGGGCCUGAUGAAACUCCUACGUACCGUGACUACGCGGUGAACAAGGUCGUGCUGUCCAUCAAGGAGCGAUUCCUCAGCAGACGCCUCAUGCGCCACAUACGCCAACCAAAGCCACGAAGUCUCGGACACUGCUCAGCAGCCAUAAAUACCGUGGUGGGGGAGUUGUAUCAGCGAGUCGGUUGGUGCGGUAACUUGUGCUUCAACUAA